Tripterygium wilfordii is the source of this 1993-nucleotide messenger RNA. RefSeq lists its product as uncharacterized. The record is from RefSeq and is a predicted model, not a curated record. NCBI's taxonomy places the organism in Eukaryota, Viridiplantae, Streptophyta, Magnoliopsida, Celastrales, Celastraceae. The transcript has 2 exons. The coding region runs from base 384 to 1304 and encodes 306 amino acids.
AUUGUAUGACUUACAUUUCACCGUGAGAAAACACAGCAAAUCUCUUCAACCUUUGCAAAUGUUGAGCAACAGCUGUAAUAAUAUCACAAAAAAAUACUGAAAAUUCUCCCUCAACAACAUACAACAGAAAUAGGUUCUCAUUGUAGCCAAAUAUCAUAUCCUGUCAUCGCGACGAUUCUAUUCCUCAAGAUAAGCUAACAACAAGCUUUAAUUUGCUCGAAAAAUCGCACAAACGUUUCAUGAAAAUCUACUUCCCUGAGCUUUGAAUCAUUUGCUGCUGCAUUUCAGGUAUCAAGAAAACAAACAUAACCCAUGAGUACUUGGUUGUUUCUGAUGAUAUGUUGUUUGUAAUGUCAUGUGUCUGUUGUUGGUUGUAGAUUGCCAUGGAGCUCUUCCAGAAAGCCAAAGUGGUUCGCCUCCGAAGCCACCACGACAAGUAUCUACUUGCGGACAGUGAUGAAGAAAAUGUCUGCCAAGAUCGAAAUGGCACGGUUAUGAAUGCCAGGUGGAUUGUGGAGUUCCCAGAAGAUGGAACCGUUUUACGGUUCAAGAGCUGCUAUGGCAAAUACCUGACAGCCUCCAACAUGCCACAGCUGCUAGGAGUGACAGGGAAGAAAGUGAUACAAACCCUGCCUAGAAGAUUGGAUUCUUCCCUGGAAUGGGAACCUAUCAGAGAAGGAUUUCAGGUCAGGCUAAAGACAAGAUAUGGACAAUAUUUGCGGGCGAAUGGGGGCUUACCUCCAUGGAGAAACUCUAUUACACAUGACAUUCCUCAUAGAACAGCAACACAAGAUUGGGUCCUGUGGGAAGUUGAUGUUGUAGAAAUAAGAAUGCAACCUGCAAUUCCACCACCAAAUCCAGUACCUGCAAUACAACCUAUUAAACAAAUCAACACCAUGCCUCCUGUGCCUUCUGUGCCAUCUGAGCAGCCUUCUGACCCUUCCAAGCCUUCGGAACCAAGUUCUCCUACUUCGAUACAUCUUACAUCUGCUAAACUGUCAAGGCUAGAGUCAGAUGAUUCAUCUGUGGUUUCUCCAGUAAAAUGUGAAGGCAGGGUUAUUUGCUACAAGUUAGCUGCCAACAAUGGUGAUGUUGAUGAUAAAGCAGAAGAGCUCUCCUUCACUUUCAAGGGAAAUGGUGUCGAAGAUUUGAAACAAAAGCUGGAGGAAGAAACUGGGCUUGAAAAUAUUCUGGUUUGCACGCGAAAUCCGUUUAAUGGAAAGCUUUAUCCCCUACGAUUACAUCUUCCUCCGAACAAUGCAACUAUGCAUGUAGUUGUGCUGCCAUCAUCAGGCAAAGGUUAGAAGAAUUUCUAAAUUCUGGACUCAUUUUUUUGGUCUAAUCUUUAAUUAUGCAUCUUUUGAUCAUCUAUAAGUUAUAUACUGUCUCACAUAAAGCAAUCAUACCAAUAGUUCUCAUGCACCUUCGCCUAGUAUAGGAUAAAUUGAUUGUCUUCGAUUAACCAUAUCAGAUGACAAAACCAGCAAAAAGUCCACUUCCAUUUUUCUCAAGUUUUGACACAAACAUAAACAAAUCAUAGGAAAUCUCGACUCCAUAAAGCAUUUUAGAGAACUUUGAAAAUCCAACCUUGGUUGUUUCAGUUGAAACUAAAAUCUUUAAAUAGGAACAACACCACUUGUCUUCAACAUUUAGCACAUAAUAUUGCCAUGAAAAUCUUUUUAAAAAGAUCUUGUUUUUCUCAUUGUGAAUGAGUACAUCUCAAAUCAAAGUAAAGGAUUGAAAUUUUUGCUGGAGAUAGAUUCCAGAGUUUGAAGUGAGGGAUCGCACGCACUUGGCAUUCAGAUGCUUAUGAUCUAUUCCACCACCAAACAUAGGGACACAAAUAAUUCGGCGAACUUCCGCUAAACACAUCUAACGGAUGGCUAAGGCUCCUAAGACUGUAUAUGCAACAUCAAUUGACUUGUUAUUCAGAGAGUAACAUAUACAUUAGGCAUAACUGACACUGGAAGUUAAAGAACUUGAACUUCACCUG